CUUAGCAUAAACUUGCUCUCUUGUGCGUGUUUUUCUCGUUUAAGACAUUACAUAAGUUAAGGAAGUAAUAUAACAAUUUUAAUGUUACGACUUUAUUACUGAUUUAAAGUUAAUUACAAAGACUACGUUUUUUUUAUCUAUUGUGUUAUCUGGUUAAACUAUGCUAGUGCUAGUCAAUAUAUUUAAAAAAAAAGAAGAAGCUGGGAUGCUACCCACUGAUAACUUCACAUCCCGUCUGCUUAAAAGGUGAUCAUUUUAACUACAAAAUCCCUAGUGACUGGAAGAAGAUGUAUCCAGAGUGCAGUGGAGAAAAGCAAUCACCAAUAGCAAUUAAAUAUUCUGAGGCUUGGCAAAUCGAUCUCCCUCCUCUUGGAUUCAUUAACUAUGAUGUUCCUAUGGGUGCUCACGUAAAAGCUGUGAACAAUGGCCACACUGUUCAAAUCGAUAUUCCGCAUAUGCACACUUAUAAUGCCCCUUAUGUAUACGGUGGGGGACUUGACGCUGUGUACAAAUUGAAAGGCUUACAUUUUCACUGGGGCUCACCUGGACAGCCAGGAUCUGAACAUUCAAUUGACGGCAAUAGAUAUGAUCUAGAAUUGCAUGUUGUUCACAAAAAAAUUCCCUAUAACACAUUAGAAGAAGCAAGGUCAGAUCCAUUGGGAAUUGUGGUUUUAGCUGUUCUUUUUCAAGGAGUUCAGGAUGGUACUAUUGGAACAACUUAUCUGGAUGGUUUUUUCGAAUCAUUACCACAUUUGUCAGAAUUCGAAUCUCACAUCAAUCUUGAACUUAUGACAAUGGAGAACUUUUUGGUUCAUUUAAACACUGAGGAUUUCUUUAUGUAUAAUGGUUCAUUGACUACUCCACCUUGUCCUGAAGCAGUUAUUUGGUAUGUUUUCCCAGAUGUUCGACCAAUUCAAUAUAAACACCUUGAACAAUUUUGGGGCCUUCAUGAUGAUAUGAGCGAACUUUUGCUUCAAAACGAGAGACCUAUACAGCCAAUUAAUUCCAGAAAAGUCUUUUUCCGUAAGGGGUACAAAAAUGAAUAUAAUAACUUAUAUUAAAGAUGAGUAUAAUUUAUAAUGCCAAUUAAAACCGAGUUUCACAAACUUU
Molecule: messenger RNA, 1110 nt
Organism: Eupeodes corollae
Lineage: Eukaryota; Metazoa; Arthropoda; Insecta; Diptera; Syrphidae
Product: carbonic anhydrase 14-like
Exons: 7
Coding region: 288-1061 (257 amino acids)
Cellular component (GO): cytoplasm
Molecular function (GO): zinc ion binding; carbonate dehydratase activity
Source: RefSeq, a predicted model, not a curated record